AUGGAAAAGGUGAGAGAGAAGGUGGAAGAGAACACAGUGAAGGUGAAAGAAGUCAGAGAGAAGCCCCAGAACAUCAGGGUGGAAAUGUACCAUGAAGUUCAAUGUGAGAAUGACACUGAGCAACCAGAAGCUGGAAGCCAAGCAAAGAGUGGCUUCAAACAGAAGGGGUACACCUGUGGGGACUGCCAGAAGAUCUUCACGAGGAAGAGCAGGCUGAUCUGUCACCAACGCACCCACACAGGAGAGAAGCCUUUCACGUGCCUGGAGUGUGGGAAGAGCUUCAUCUCGAGCUCACACCUCAUGAGACACCAAC
Apaloderma vittatum (bar-tailed trogon) is the source of this 313-nucleotide messenger RNA. RefSeq names its product zinc finger protein 13-like. Gene Ontology annotation, cellular component: nucleus. Gene Ontology annotation, molecular function: RNA polymerase II cis-regulatory region sequence-specific DNA binding; DNA-binding transcription activator activity, RNA polymerase II-specific. The record is from RefSeq and is a predicted model, not a curated record. The annotation marks the transcript as partial. NCBI's taxonomy places the organism in Eukaryota, Metazoa, Chordata, Aves, Trogoniformes, Trogonidae. The transcript is spliced from 2 exons. Gene Ontology annotation, biological process: regulation of transcription by RNA polymerase II.